UUCAGCUUUACAGCUCUUUUAUCUCUGAGAAAAGUGGCAGGAAACUAGCUAGGGAUGGAUUUGGAGUACAUAAAUGGGAGCACAGAGAACCAAAUGGAGCUGAUGGCUAUGAUGAUGCAGAUGGAGAAGUUCACUGAAUUCUCUGAAACAACAUCUGCUGCACAGUGUUCUAAUAUUGGUCCCCAACCACAAUUCAACAACAACAACAACAACAACAACAGCAACAACUACAUGCCAACCAGUCAAACCUCACUUCCAUUGCUCAUCAACUUGCACAACAGCACCAACAACAACAACAGCAUGUUUGGGUUGGGAUUUGGAGAAAGAGGAGGAGGGACCAUGCAAGUGUACCAAAACUCUAGUAAUGAUCACUGGACGUCAGUGAUGGCAGAGCAGCAAGAGAAGAAGAAGGAAACAUCAAUGGUGAUGAUGAGGGAGAUGAUCUUCCGCAUUGCUGCCAUGCAACCAAUACACAUUGAUCCGGAGACUGUGAAGCCUCCGAAGAGAAGGAAUGUAAAAAUAUCAAAGGAUCCUCAGAGUGUUGCAGCAAGACACAGGAGAGAAAGGAUCAGUGAGAAGAUAAGGAUUUUGCAGAGACUAGUCCCUGGAGGUACUAAAAUGGACACUGCAUCAAUGCUAGAUGAAGCUAUUCAUUAUGUUAAGUUUCUCAAGACACAGGUUCAGUCACUCAAAUUGGCUCAGGCUAACCGGAAUGUUUCCGGCUUCCCCGGAGACAUCACCGGUUUCUCUACUGCCAAUUAUCCUUAUCAGAAUUGCUUCAUGAACAAUCCUAGCCAGACAAUGAGCUGAGUUCUUGUGUCUUUAAUUAAUUAAUUUUAUGUUUCUUAGAUUAUAUACUUUCUUUGUAAUGUUUGGAAGGAGACAACCUAGUGCAUUAUUGUUAAUCUUUUAAUCUUGGACAAGAAAACUUAGUAAGGUGAAGAAGAUCUAAUGUUGGUCUUG
This is a messenger RNA of Dioscorea cayenensis subsp. rotundata (Guinea yam), 963 nucleotides long. RefSeq names its product transcription factor HEC1-like. Bases 55 to 810 code for a protein of 251 amino acids. The record is from RefSeq and is a predicted model, not a curated record. Gene Ontology annotation, molecular function: protein dimerization activity; DNA-binding transcription factor activity. NCBI's taxonomy places the organism in Eukaryota, Viridiplantae, Streptophyta, Magnoliopsida, Dioscoreales, Dioscoreaceae. Gene Ontology annotation, biological process: regulation of DNA-templated transcription. The transcript has a single exon.